CUAGCUCUGCCACUUCCGCCUCGAGGAGUAUUAGAUUCCUCGCUGACAGCCGAUCGAAGCGCCGGAAUAUCGUAGUCGUUCUAUCGGGGUCCGAGGCGAGUUUGUGGGCUACUCGAGGGAAGCCAUUUAGGGGUUUCGCGGGCGGCAGCUCAUAGCCUUGAUUCAUUUGCUGCUUUACAUCGGAAACGGGGUUUGGGUCCGCAAGAGAGAGGUGGGAGACUUUGAAGAUGGUGAUGGAGAAAAUGGAAGUUCAUCUGUGCUACCUCAUGCAGCCUUGCUAGAUACGCCACAUCUUGCAGCCCAACCAAGACGGCUGCGCCUUAACAUAAAGCUAUACUUGUGCCCGACAACUCGAGUCCAAUACUAUUGGCCGUAUGUUACGUCAAAACUCUUUUCGACUAUCGAUCUUGUCAUUUUGUUGUGUUUCUACAAACUUAAUGUUUCCGUCCCACGACCUGUUUACGCCUAUGCAUGCUAUAAAAGAUGAGUGAGGCGGACACACAGUCUCACAUCCUCAAAGAGCACUUGGAUUAUGUUAAUCGGAGACACAAAGGCACAUUUAGUUGCAUACACUGUUUUGAUGACCCCGACUGUGGGGAUUAUGCGUCGCGAGAGAGUCUAUGGAAGCAUUGUUUAGAGAACCACAGCCGGUGGUUUCCUACGAGUAGUGAUAAACUCUUGAGAUACAGGGAAGCCUACGAGGACGUAUGCUAUAGAGCGGCGAAGGUCAAAAGCACGAAUCCUGUCGACCAUGUGAAUGGCAAGCUUGCGCCUAGCGAGUCUGUCUUCGCUUCCUCCAACCCGCCGGGCCCCGUGGUUAGCUCACGAAUCCAAGACCUCGUCCCUGAGCCCAACGAAUCCCUCUCCUCCCCUUACGACCAAGACGAUGGCGAGAUACACCUCGAAUUACCAUCGGCCCAUCCCGCUAGCCAUUACACCGACUCUUUCGACUCGGUAACCAAUCACGAAGACAACCUCCAUAACUCCUCUAGCUUGCACGACCCCUUGAUCAACAACGAAGAUGAUCUCCCUAGCUCCGCACGUCACCAAGCUGAUAUUGCGGGCGAGCCCCUCAAGGUCGCCGCCGGUCUUCCGUGGCGGCAGCGGCUGCCGCACGUCGAAGUCACGCACAACCAUAUCCCUCUCCACAGCUACCUCUGCGACUCUUCCAACUUGCCAAGCAACUACAGAGACGAUACUAGUCACAAUAGCAACUACCGAGACAGUACCCGUGACGAUGACAGCUGCAAAAUCGAUGUCGCGAUCAGCUACGGCCCUCGCGCCGGCUUCUAUAGCGGCAUCUCUAACCUGUUUAACAGGAAUAAAAACAAGAUCCGUGAAGCUAGCAGCGACCAAACCGACAUUCCGGCUGAGCACGCUAAGCUUGCCUCUGACGUUCUAAGCAAGCACCAGCACGCUCUGAUCGGAAGCCCUAAGGCGUAUAGUGAGAGUUCUAUUAGGACCGAGCGAGGUAAACCGAUAGAGCCGCCUAGACGUAUCUCGCAGCUUGAUAUUAUGCCUAUUUCUCAGGGGCUACUCGUUACAGAAGGAAAAGAGAUAUAUGCAGGUCUAACAGGUCAAGGACGCCCAAGGGGUAGCAAGCACAAGGGGGCGGUUGGCCUUCGACAUCGAGAGAACCCCUGUAUAUUCUCACUAAAUGCAAAACCACGUGAGAACAGACGAAAGGUUCUCCGAGUCCGAAUCAAUGGCCAAGAUCAUCUCACCUGUCCCGAUUCUGGAUCGGAAAAGAACAUCAUUUCGAAAGCUUGCGCUGUUGAGCACGGAUUCCGUAUUCGCCGAAAAACCAAAGACAUAAAGCGAUUCGAAGUUGGAAAUGGAGAUAUUGUGUGGUCAAUCGGACGGGUGUUAGAAACCGUUGGGCUCCCAGGCAGCCCUCUUUGGCAGAAGAAACGUCGGUUUUAUGUCCUAGAGGACUGCCCGGUCCCUCUGGUUAUGGGAAUGAAGUUCUUAAAGGAGGCCGAGAUUCUCACCAAGUAUAGACACCUGCUUGAGAACUGCCCGGCUGAGAUAAGCAACAUCCCGUCACUGCUGUGGAUUGGAUCCCCCCGAAGCAGGAUACGAUGCACAAUUGAUGGGCGAAAACUAGAGGCUGUAGCCGACACUGGAUCAGAUCUUAACCUCAUGUCCCUAGAAUGCGCAGCGAGGGAAGGGUUUCGGAUUGAUGCGCGCAUAGAGGCUAGGACCACGAUAUUGCUUGGUAAUAACAAAAAGAUAGAGACUCUUGGGCAGGUCUACGUCUCGAAUCUUACCUUGGAUUGGCGUGAGCCAGAGUCGGAUCUUCCUGAACAAUCACCACACGCACCUGCAACCGACGAGCCGCUCGAACCUGAUGGUCACGGGAGUGCAGACCCAUCACAUAGAGACGGGGAUGAUGAUUUAUACACGAUUUUUCAUGUCGUCAAACACUUGCCAUGCGAGGUAGUCUUCGGCCAGAAAUUCCUCGAUGAUAGAGAUGCCUUCAACAAGUGGCCAGAGCUGCUCGACAUCCCCCCUACGAAAUGGAGUCGACAAUUCGGGAAACGUCAGCAGCAAUUCGAGUUCAAGAUCUACAUUUCUGAAGGUUUCUCUUUCCGAAACUUUCUAACUAAGCGGAAGCCAGCUGUUGAUGUAAGGGAGCAGCAUGAGAGUAAUUGGCAUAAUGAGCUUCAUCGUCGGUCGAAGAAUACAGAAGAGAAGAUUGGGCUGUUGCCAUUAGGCGAGCAGGAUGCAGCCCGAAGGAGUGAGGCGAAGAAAGUACGAGACUGGCAUUUUGCGCAUGCUCGUUGUCAGUUCUGCAAUAGUAGGUCUGCCACAUAGGAAGGGGAGGAGCAAGCAAAUAGGGUUUAGGAAGUUGUAUUUAUCAUAUUUUUUUUUAUAUACCAUCUCGGAUUCAAAUUUAGCGUUUGUGACGGAUUGAGCGUCGUCGGGUUUCAUAUAUUUCAAUGUCAUUUUUUCGUUAGCUUAGAAUUCGUCAUUUUUACGAACGGCCAUACCCCUAUAGUUGUAGACUAGAAUAAUCAGAGAAAC
This is a messenger RNA of Pseudogymnoascus verrucosus, 3027 nucleotides long. RefSeq lists its product as uncharacterized. Gene Ontology annotation, biological process: proteolysis. The record is from RefSeq and is a predicted model, not a curated record. Gene Ontology annotation, molecular function: aspartic-type endopeptidase activity. The transcript is spliced from 2 exons. The coding region runs from base 484 to 2817 and encodes 777 amino acids. Lineage: Eukaryota; Fungi; Ascomycota; Leotiomycetes; Thelebolales; Thelebolaceae.